Molecule: messenger RNA, 1407 nt
Organism: Carcharodon carcharias (great white shark)
Lineage: Eukaryota; Metazoa; Chordata; Chondrichthyes; Lamniformes; Lamnidae
Product: H-2 class II histocompatibility antigen, E-S beta chain-like
Exons: 6
Coding region: 55-873 (272 amino acids)
Biological process (GO): positive regulation of T cell activation; peptide antigen assembly with MHC class II protein complex; antigen processing and presentation of exogenous peptide antigen via MHC class II
Cellular component (GO): MHC class II protein complex; membrane
Molecular function (GO): MHC class II protein complex binding
Source: RefSeq, a predicted model, not a curated record
CGCUCAUUCUCUAUCGUUUUCAGUUUGGGGUUUGUUUCUCUGUCUUACUUUGGAAUGUCGCUGUUCAGGGUCAUUGGUCCCCGUUCUCUCUGGUUCAGGAUCCCGUUCUUCAUCUGCGUCUCACUCAUCUUCAAUGGACAGAGAGACAACGGGGUUGGGGCUCACACCUAUAACCGGAUUGUCGGAUGUGAGUUUAACAGCACCGGGACCUGGACCUAUAUCAGUCAGGAUGUCUAUGAUCACGAGCUGAUCGUGUAUUUCGACUUUGCCCAGAAGAAGUUCAUCGCGGUGAAGGAUUGGAUGAAGAGUAAUGUGGACAGAUGGAAUCGAGAGAGCGCGGCAGCGACGUACCAGGAAGCGAUCGGCAUCUGUCAGAAUAACAUUCCGAUCUAUGAGAGUGAGGUUCUGACCCGGAGAGUCAAACCUACAGUCACAGUCCGACCUAAAAUCUCCCAACAUUCUGGACAGUCGGCCCUGCUCUCGUGUCGUGUCACUGGAUUUUACCCUUCCAAAAUCAAAGUCACAUGGCUGAAAAAUGGUGUGCCACUUCCUGAUAGUGUCCUCAACACUGCCCUGUUAUCAGAUGGUGACUGGACCUAUCAAGUGGAGGAACUCCUCCAAUAUCAACCAGUGUCUGGGGAUAAAUAUACCUGCCACGUGGAACACAUCAGCCUGAAUGAGCCCAGGAGUGUUGACUGGGAAGUACAGAGCACACCUGAAUCAGAGAAACCCAAGAUCAUUGUUGGAGCCCUGGGUUUUGGGAUCGGGUUGAUCAUUCUGCUGGCUGGAGUGAUAAUGAAGCUGAAGAAUGCUAAAGCAAUCCUGGAUUCCAGCAAUCACGGCCCACGUCUGAUGAGUCCAGCUGUCAGUUAACUGACCCACCUGCACAGAUUCGAUUGGAAACAUCAAUGGCAGACAGGAUAAAACAGCUUUGAAAUGCAUCUUAACCCCUUCUCCUGACUCUGUAUCCAAAGUGACUAUAGCUCACUUGACUUGACCUUGGCUUUUGACAGCUUAUGAUUAAUUUUAUGAAAUAUGGAGAUUUUUACACUGCAGCUUGUUUAUGUUAAAUACACAGCUUAAAAACAGGGAUAUGAUCAGUGUACCACUUACUGUCAUGACUCAUGAUGAGUGGCUAACCUCCCCCCUCCUCUCCUCUUUCUCCCCCCGCCCCAGGUGAGAUACAGGGAUCAGAGUUGGGUAUAGGUCUGAGUCUUUCCUAUUUUGACACUUCCUGUCCAGUUCAUUCAGCCUUGUAAAUGUUUUGAAAUCUACAUUAUUUGCUUGUCAAAUUCUCUAACUUUAUAUCUAAAUGAUUUUAUGCAGCUUGUGAUUUAAUAACCUUUUAAUGAUCUUUGAAUGUGUUUGUCAUAGUGGAACCAGUUUGAUGAUAAAGACCAUUUUGUA